AUGAACGACCACGGGAGGAAGUUGAGCUGGACCGCGCAGCUGUCACCAUACCUUCGGGGUCUUAAGAUGAAGAACAUCAAGCCUUCUCCGAAACCUUCCAAAUCGCCAAAGUCGCCGAGAAAUUUCCGUGAGGAUGACUCGGGUUUCCGAAUCACCCACACGCCCGACAGGCCAGAACGUCCAAUCUCACGGACGGCGAUACCAACCGAUGAACAGUGCAUGGAAUUCCUCAUGUCUUUGCAGAGGCAGGAGGAACAUCGGAGAGGCGGCAUCAAGAAGGGUCUCAAGAUGUGGCCAUAUUCCCAAGAGGACGACCCUGAAGACCGCAGGUAUCUCCGGAGCGUAAGGGUCGAGAGCGUGCAAUUCGAGGAGGCACGACUCGCCAGGACAAAUUCGUCUGGCCCGGCCAGGGUGGUGGACGUCGGCAGAAGCUCGACGAAAUCAACGCUGGCGACACCCAGCGUCAGCGACGCGGGGGAGGAGGAGGAGGAGGACGACGACGACGACAACGAGUCGAUCGUCGAGCCCAUAAGAUGCACCCACGCAGCUCUCUCUCCGCCACCUACUUUGAACCGCAACCAACCAUAUCUCGAGGUUCAUACGCCGAGAGCCAACACCUCACGCUGGUCUGAUGACAGCCUCGAAUCUCGAUUAUCGUCAAGAGAGCACGACUCUCCUUGUGCACAGCGGUGCCAGCGGGUAACCCUCCGAUCAUCGACCGAGGCAUCGUCGUCGCCUACCGUCUUUGGCGAUGACUCGAUGGAGCCUUCCACACCGUCGCCGCUGACGCCGGUAAAGAUUCAAUCCGCAACACCGUUCACCGAUUCUCAUCUCCGGGCCGAGACUGGCCUGAUUACCCCUCCGCCAUCGGACCAAGUCGCUCACCUGAUGCACAUCAACCCGGCACCGGUGCCGCGGAAGUACUCAUGGCGGUCGUCUAGAGACACAGUCCUCAACGCCGAGGCUCCGGCAUCCAAGUCCCCAUCUUGGCUACCCGAGCCGUGGCCCAGAGAAGAGGCCAAAAAUCAACAGCAGGGUGGCGAGCCGGAGGUGUACGGCGACUGGGCGGAUUACUAUUUCGAGGACGGCAACUUUUGGGACGGGUACUCAGAAGAAGACGACACGAGGGUAGAAGGAGAAAGCGAUGCGGAUGAUGAACAAAAUGAGCACAGUACCGAUGAGGAAGACCAACAAGAGGAGAAAGAUGAGGACCAAAAGGACAGGCGUCAAGCUGAUGGAGGGGUGUACCCGCGGUACGAGAGCUUCAUCAAGGACUAUAAGAAGAACAUCAUGAGUAUCGAGGCAUAG
Messenger RNA from Colletotrichum navitas, 1308 nucleotides. RefSeq lists its product as uncharacterized. The record is from RefSeq and is a predicted model, not a curated record. The transcript has a single exon. NCBI's taxonomy places the organism in Eukaryota, Fungi, Ascomycota, Sordariomycetes, Glomerellales, Glomerellaceae. The coding region runs from base 1 to 1308 and encodes 435 amino acids.